Molecule: messenger RNA, 618 nt
Organism: Rotaria sordida
Lineage: Eukaryota; Metazoa; Rotifera; Eurotatoria; Philodinida; Philodinidae
Source: the annotation of a GenBank genome assembly
AUGAUACGAUUAAACAAAAUUACAUUUAAUAUUCGCUCAAUUAUUCUUCGUGGUAAUCAAAUUAUUUCAUGUAUUAAUUAUUUCCCGAAGACAAAUGAAUGUCACUGUUAUAUUUAUUCAUAUUCAUAUACAUUGACAUAUUACAAUGAUAUAACAAAUAAUUUUCCUGGUGGAUUAUUUAAAUGUGUUCGUAAAGUAUCAUUAUAUGAUGAAUGUCCCUUUGAAUAUGAAUUUUUUCUACAAAUUGCUCAAUCAUUUCCAUUUAUGAAAAAAUUAACUGUACAUAAACGGAAAUCACAAAACAAUGACAAUCAACAAUGGUCAAUUAUUGAAUGUUUUCAUCUUACUGAACUUGAUCUUGUUCGAACGCAUGAAAAUUAUAUCGAAGAAUUUAUAAUCAAUAAUAAAACGCAUUUACUAAAUAAUGUUACACUUCAUAUCACUUAUAAAUCUUCACAAAGAAUAACGCACAAUUUUACAGGAGAUGCAACACGGAUUAAUUGUUCCAAAAUAGACUACAUAGUUUUAUAUAGUAAACCAGAAUUUUUUUUUUUUGAAUAUUUAAAAGACUAUUUUCCUCAUGCAGAAAUAGUUUGGUUAUUGCCAAUUAUGACUUGA